AUUUUUAAUUGAGAUUGAGAACAUAGAAUGAGGGACCAAACAUAAUCUCUCCGGUUCUUUUCAGCUGCCUACAAUUGUAACUUUGGUCCCUGAAUCGAAGAAACGCGACUUGUUCAGCAUAUCGCGAAAAGCUACUUCAUACUCGCUUGCGUUCAAUUUACAAAUAUAGUGAUACCUGGAAAUAAAACUGACAGAGAACACAGAAAACCCAACAGCGAGGGCUCUCGUUUAUUGUCAGUUGAACACAAAGAACCGAGAGAAAUUUGUCCCCUUUGAGGCUUUGUUCAUGUAGCUCCAUUUCAGAGUUUAAUUUAUCUUCGGUGCUUCUUCCAGGCGUUCACUGAAUGUCGGACGACAUGGCGAAUUCGCAGAAUGUCGAGCUGGAAGCAGCAAAGUUUUUGCAUAAACUUAUCCAGGAGUCCAAGGACGAACCUAAUAAAUUGGCGACGAAGCUUUAUGUGAUCUUGCAGCACAUGAGAUCUAGUGGGAAAGAAAAUUCAAUGCCAUAUCAAGUCAUAUCAAGGGCUAUGGAAACUGUUAUCAAAGAACAUAAUCUCGACAUUGAAAGUCUAAUGUCUUCGCGUCUUCCUGUAGCAUCUGGGACUCAAAUUGGAGAUUCUGCAUCAUCACAAUUAGGCGGGACGUCUCAGCAGGCAGGGGCUGCCAAGGACUCUAAACCAAGCUUUCAAGGCAAUGAGAUGGGCACAUCUGGCCCAUCAGGUGGUGGAUCUGACUUAUAUCAAGGUUCUGCAGCCAAUCCACAUGAGUCAAAGAGUAGAUUGAUUUCUCCCAAGAUCAUGAUCUUGCAUUGGUCACUUAUGUUGUUCGAAGAAUAUGCUUUCCUAUUCCAACCGCAAUUUGGUGGUUCUGUUAAGGUUCUUGCUGUGGCCCCAGGCUCUUCUUAUUUACCUGCAGAAUCAGCUAACAAGAUGCAAUUUGGUAACACUCCCUUUGAUAGCCAAGGUUUCACUGCAAAGACAUCAAAGGACAGAAGCAUGGAAGUGUUCCCUUCCAUUCCGUCAGGCGAUCAUUCAGCUGGCAAAAGUGUAGCUGGGAAGACAUUGGAUCAUAUUGGUUCUAGCAUGGUAUCAAAUGCAAAUAAGGGUUAUUCCCCGAGCAAUCUUCCAGAACCAAACAUACCUAGAGCGAGUGGUACUAGGGAUACUGGGAAAUCUCCUAUUUCUCAGGCUUCUAGCCCAGGCCGUCUAUUUAACGAUCAACAGCUAAAACAGCUCAGAGCCCAGUGUCUUGUGUUUUUGGCUUUUAGAAAUGGUUUGAUGCCGAAAAAACUUCAUCUUGAUAUUGCUCUUGGAAAUAUUUAUGCCAAAGAAGAUGGAUCUCGCAGAGAGUUUGUCGACCAGAGAGAGAAGGAGCAACUUAUUAAUGAGCCAAGUAGUGGUCCACAAGCCCUGAGGGCCCUGGAAAGACCAGAUGGUGGUAAGGGUCAGUCUUCUAUCUUGAAUUCCUAUCCAUCAAAAGAAGCCGUACCUGCUAAAUUGUCAGAGGAGAGAAGCAGUCUACCUGCCAUUUCAGCUGAAAAUGAUCAGGACAGGAGAAGUUCAGUUGCAAGAGGGAAAACUGAACCUGCAUUUCUUACUCACGAAGCCAAAGAAUUACAUGCAUCUGCACAACUAGAACCAUAUGAACAAUCAAAGUUCGAGGAGAGUGGCGGGUCUGGAAAUGGAUUUCCUAGUGAUAUUCAUAAGUUGCCAUUAUCAACCAAUUUUGGAAUGAAUGACGUGGGUUUAUACAGAAAGGAUGAUGCCAAAAGUGGCACUCAAAAUAAUCUGGAUAUGAAUUCUCACGGCAAGUUAUAUUCCGAUAAUAAGUUGCCGAGUAUUCAAGUGAAGGACCAAUGGAAGCCAGUUGCAGGAAUGAGUGGCCAAAAUCACCCUGCCAUUCCAUUAAAAGAUCCCAAUAUAAUGCUGCAAAAUGUUUCACAAGCUGAUCAACUGAAAGAUGAUUAUAUGCUUAAAGUGUCAGGGGCAGAUCAGGAAGAGGAUUAUAUGUCAAUAUCAACUGAAAGGCAACCUUCUCCAAAACAUACCACCAUUGAAAGGUGGAUCUUGGAUCGCCAGAAGAGGAAAGUUCUUGUUGAGCAGAAUUGGGCUCAUAAACAGCAGAAGACAGAACAGAGAAUUGCUUCUCGUUCUGAAAAGCUAAAGGAAAUUGUUAGCUCUUCAGAAGAUAUCUCUGCAAAAACCAAAAGUGUAAUUGAACUGAAAAAGCUUCAGUUGUUGGAGUUGCAGCGACGACUUCGGAGUGACAUCUUAAAUGACUUUUGCAAACCAAUAGCCACCGAAAUGGAUAGAUUGAAAUCAAUUAAGAAGCACAGAAUAGGUAGGAGAUCGAAACAAAUUGAAAGAUAUGAGCAGAGAAUGAAGGAGGAGCGGCUGAAGAGGAUUAGAGAAAAGCAGAAGGAUUUCUUUAGUGAACUAGAAGUCCACAGAGAAAGACUGGAAGAUGGGUUUAAAAUUAAGAGAGAGCGCUGGAAAGGAUUUAAUAGACAUGUGAGGGAAUUCCAUAAGAGGAAGGAAAGAUUUCAUCGCGAGAAGAUAGACAGGAUCCAACGUGAAAAGAUUAAUUUAUUGAAAAUUAAUGAUGUCGAAGGAUAUCUCCGCAUGGUUCAGGAUGCAAAAUCUGAUCGGGUUAAACAACUACUGAAAGAGACUGAAAAGUAUUUGCAAAAGCUUGGGUCCAAAUUAAAGGAUGCUAAGACAAUGGCGAGACACUUUGAGAGUGACAUGGACGAGAGUAAAGGGGCAUUUAUUGAGGAGAAUGAAGAUUCUGUUGAGAACGAAGAUGAAAAAGAUCAGGCGAAGCACUAUUUGGAAAGCAAUGAGAAGUACUACAUGAUGGCACAUAGGUAUCAAAUGAAUGGACUGAGAUGGUUGGUUUCACUUUAUAAUAACCAUUUGAAUGGCAUACUAGCUGAUGAAAUGGGCUUGGGGAAAACUGUUCAGGUUAUAUCUCUAAUUUGCUACCUAAUGGAAAACAAAAAUGAUAGAGGACCUUUUCUAGUGGUCGUACCAUCGUCUGUUCUACCUGGAUGGGAGUCGGAGAUCAAUUUCUGGGCACCGAGCAUCCACAGAAUUGUUUAUUCUGGUCCACCUGAUGAACGUAGAAGAUUAUUCAAGGAACACAUUGUGCACCAGAAAUUCAAUGUUCUUUUGACAACAUAUGAAUAUUUGAUGAACAAGCAUGAUCGACCGAAGUUAAGCAAAAUCCAGUGGCAUUAUAUCAUUAUUGAUGAAGGGCAUCGCAUUAAGAAUGCUUCCUGCAAGUUAAAUGCUGAUUUGAAACAUUAUCGUAGCAAUCACAGAUUACUUUUGACUGGAACUCCACUGCAGAAUAAUCUUGAGGAACUUUGGGCACUGCUUAACUUUUUGUUGCCAAACAUCUUUAACUCAUCUGAUGAUUUUUCUCAAUGGUUCAAUAAACCAUUUGAGAGCAAUGGUGAUACUUCACCAGACGAGGUAAGUUCUGGAAUGUCUUAUGCUGUCAGGGCUUUGCUGUCCGAAGAGGAAAAUCUUUUGAUCAUAAACCGUCUUCACCAAGUUCUCCGACCAUUUGUACUUAGAAGAUUAAAGCACAAGGUUGAGAAUCAAUUGCCUGAAAAGAUCGAAAGACUUAUUAGAUGUGAAGCUUCUGCAUAUCAAAAGUUAUUGAUGAAGAGAGUCGAAGACAAUCUUGGUGCAAUUGGAAGUUCGAAGGCUCGUACUGUGCAUAACUCAGUUAUGGAACUGCGGAAUAUAUGCAAUCAUCCAUAUCUAAGUCAGCUUCACGUGGAAGAGGUUCAUGAUUUGAUUCCGAAGCACUAUCUUCCUAAUAUUGUGAGACUUUGUGGGAAGCUUGAGAUGUUAGACCGGUUAUUGCCCAAACUAAAGGCCACAGAUCAUCGGGUUCUUCUUUUCUCAACAAUGACUAGAUUACUUGAUGUGAUGGAGGACUAUCUUUGCUGGAAACAAUAUAAAUAUCUCCGAUUAGAUGGUCAUACUUCAGGGGGCGAUCGUGGAGCCCUUAUUGAGCAGUUCAAUAAUCCACAUUCUCCAUACUUCAUAUUUUUGCUCAGUAUCCGAGCUGGGGGUGUUGGUGUGAAUCUCCAGGCUGCUGACACCGUUGACCUGCAAGCACAAGCUAGGGCUCAUAGGAUUGGGCAAAAAAAGGACGUUCUAGUGCUUCGACUAGAAACUGUCCAAACUGUCGAGGAACAAGUUAGAGCUUCUGCUGAGCACAAACUUGGGGUUGCUAAUCAGAGUAUAACUGCUGGUUUUUUCGACAAUAAUACAAGUGCUGAGGAUCGAAGAGAAUACUUGGAAUCUCUUCUGCGGGAGUGCAAGAAAGAGGAGGUUGCACCUGUUCUAGAUGAUGAUUCUCUUAAUGAUGUUAUAGCGCGCAGUGAGGCAGAAAUUGAUAUUUUUGAGUCAGUUGAUAAAGAGAGGCGAGCACAAGAAAUGGUUGCAUGGAAAAAUAUGUUUGGAGGAGAUGGUUUGGAGAAACCUGAGCAGAUUCCACCUCUGCCUUCUCGACUUUUAACUGAAGAUGACUUAAAAUCAUUUUACGAGGUCAUGAAGAUCUCCGAAACACCGACACCUAGCGUAGUACCUAACCCUGGAGUGAAGAGGAAGAGUGGGUCUAUAGGAGGCCUCGAUACCCAACAAUAUGGAAGAGGCAAACGUGCUAGGGAGGUGCGCUCUUACGAAGAGCAAAUGACAGAGGAAGAAUUCGAAAGAAUGUGCGCAUUCGAGUCUCCAGAUUCCCCCAUAGUGAAGCAAGAAACCACUGGGCAAACAUCGGUGGCUGUUGCCUCAAGCAGCCCGACUUUGGUCAUGGGUGGGACGCAAGCACUGGCAGCACCUCAACUUCUUCAACAUCCAAAAGUCGAGCCUAAUACGACUCUGCAAAGCAAAGCGGUUGCCCCUAUGCCUGCGCCUACGCCUACUCCUCCAUCUAAAAGGGGACGUGGGAGGCCGAAAAGGGUCGUGGUUGAACCCUCCCCACCGCCUCCAUGUCCUCUGCCUUUGGGGUUCGAAAAACCAGAGGAGGUCCCCAAGGUUGAAACUAAGCCUGUGGAACCUGGCCUGAGUUCUUUACCUAGCAAUACGACUUAUGUUAGCAGUGUCAGUGAUGUCGGUGUGCAAGAUUCAAAAAUGAUUCCUACUACUGCAACUAACUCCGUGCCAGCUAUUCCUCCUCCAGUCACACUCACAGUCACGCCUGUCUCCCAAAUUACUCCUGUUUUAUCCACAUCGUCUGGGCGGGGCAGAGGACGGGGUCGAAAAUCCCAAACAGUUGGAGAAACUCCUACUUCAAGGCGCCGAGGAAAAAUACAGCCCGUAACAUUACAACCUGUCCCAGUGACGCCUUCUGUCGCUAGUGAUAAACUCCCCAUAGGAGACAUUACUCCUAGCUCGUCUUAUCCUGCAAGCACUAGUGCCGUUCAAGUGGACUCCGUUGUUAAAGAAGUUGCCAGUGAAUUGAGUUCAGCUUCACCUGUUUCUGUGGCACCAUUGGCUGCGCCUGCUUCUGUGGUUCCCACAACUUCAGGCUUAAGUCCAGUUGGCGUGAAGUCACAGCUAGGGGUCCAGCCUGGUUCUGUAGUGGCUUCUGCUCAUGUUUCUACAGUUCCGGUGUUGGUGGCGAGUGCUAAUCAGCCAAGUUCCACCAUCGUGUCAACAUCAAGUCCUCAAGCUGGCACUUCAGUAGUCCCUGGUGUUCUUGUUGCACCAUUUCCUUCUCCCUCUGUAACAGGGCAAGGGCGAGGCCGUGGCCGAGGCCGAGGGCGAGGACGUGGCCGAGGUCGAGGGCUUAAUACUGCUCCUAGUCAAGAAGAGACGACGCCACUCCAGCGUAGGCGAAGGAGGCAGGAGCCUGCAGUGUCCGUUGUUCCUGGUGCAGCAACUGGUCAGGACUUGGCAUCGAGUGAACCUCCACAGAAAAGAACUCGAGCGUCUGGUGGGCGGAAGGACGUCACAGUAAGUGAGAGGGAUCAACAAUCGACAAUCGCAAGUCAAAAUAUUGGAGGUCCUGCUGCUGAUGACCAAGUUCCAAAAGGUAAAGUCAUGGGUGAAGAAAAGUUUGCGGAUCCUCCCCAAGAGCGAACUAAAAAUGGAAAAGAAGAGAAGAACCCUGCCAAUGUGAUAAAUUCCAACUUUACUGAUGGUUUGCCACCAGUGUUGAACUCGAAUUCACCAGCUAAAGAAUCUAUUAACAAGCAAGUGUCCGUUAGCGAUGAUCCUUGUGGGGAUGGUUCUCUUGUUUCAGUCCCCGUGGUGUUUGGAAGUGAUAUUGAACAUAGAACAUCUGAAGACUCACAAUCUUUACUACUAAUGAAUAGCAGCUCUAUUGUGAUGGAUAAAGAGCAAGUUCCUGAUAAAUCUACUGUUGAGGCUGCAGCUACACCCGGAUCAAUGCCUAUUGCUGGUGAAAAUGAAGAUGGAAAGAUUGAUGUACUUGUGAAAAGCACAAAUAUGGAUGAACUUCCAGCAUCAGAUAAUUUGUUGAAGAGCUCAACUGAUCAAGUUUCCUCUAGCUCAAUCCCUGAAUUAUUUGAUAGGGAAAAGACUCCAGUUGCAGCUGAAGUUUCCCAGAGCAACCCUGUUGAGGCGGCCAAUGGGCAGGUUCUGCUUGGAUCAAUGCCUUUACCUGUUGAGACAGGCCAGUGUGCAUCUUCUUGUGUAAAGGAAGGGGACAAAAUUGUUGAGUCUUCUCAAAGGCCUAAUCUGGAUGAACCUUCAGCUUUGGUCAAUAACUCUUCCAAGAUGGCAAAAAACAUUGAUAAUGAAUCUGGAGAAGAAGUGCAAAAGGAUGAGCAUGAAAACAAGGCAACUAAAGUUGAGGCACCUGUUUCGACUGCUGCUGAACUUGAUGUGAAUAUUUCUGCUGUGGCCACCUGCCCCGAUCCUCCUGGCAGUGUUACAAAGGAAGUAUGCAGUGAACCGAAUUCAGAUUCACUCAAUGCUUUGGCAUCAUCUGCUUCUGGCAAUGUUGAUGUUGGGUCACAAGGAGCCUUGGCUAGUCCUUCAGAAACUGGUAUGGUAGCUGUGGGAAGUGUCGAUCAGCCAGAAUCAACUCUCAAAGCAGUAGAUCAAGAUAUUGUAGAAUCAACACCCAAAGCAGUAGAUCAAGAUAUUUCAGAUUCAACACUCAAAGCUGUAGAUCAAGAUGCAGAAUCAGCACCGAAAGCAGUAGAUCAGGAUGUUGCAGCUCUUGAUGUGGAGCCUCUGGUUAAAGGCAAGGAUCAAAGCGUUGAAGUCCCCGCAGCAAAACCUUCUGAUACAUUGCCAUCAUCCUCGACUUUGAAUCCAACAGUCGUAGCCUCUAUCUCUCUGGAUUUCAAUUCAGGUACUCAGUCAACGGGACGAGGCGGAGAAUCUAAUGAUAAUGAUAAGGCCUGUGGGAAUGAUAGUUCGUUAGCAUCAACUCCUAUGGUAUCAGCAAGUGAUAGCUUCGCGGCAUCCGAAGAUUCUCAAUCUUUACAUGCAGGGGACAAAUCUGUUGAGGUUGUAAAAGAGCGAGGUUCAAAUGAAGCUACUUCUGAGGCCGCAGAACAUGAAUCAACGUCUCCUGCUGAUAAUUUAUUACAGGGAGCCACUGAUAACGUGGUGCCACAUCAAGGAGUUUUAAAUGACAUUGCUUCUAGUGGUGCUAUUACUGGUCCUGUGGCUGUGGAGAGUGUUGACGUGCCAGAUUCUGGCAUUGUGCCUUCCGAGAGUGCUCAAGUUACCGAUCAAGAUGACAUGGUUUCUAGUGAUGCUAUUACUAAUCCUGUGGCCGUGGAGAGUGUUGAUGUGCCAGAUUCUGGCGUUGUGCCCUCCGAGAGUGCUGAAGCCGCUCCAGAUAUUGUGCUUGCUUCUGUGGAUCAAGCUCCCAAGGAUACCGACAUCGACAAACCAAACAAAUCGGACGAUUCUUAUCCGGAACAAGAUGUGAAUGGAGAAGAAGGCAAGGGACUCGCCGAUUCUAAAUUAUCCGAAUGCUUGACUCUCGAGGACUCCAAGGCACCUGAAAAUCCAUCUGAAGACAUGCCUGGGAAGGAAUCUGGGAAGUCACCUGCUGAGGAACAGGCUGAAAAAGAAAAUGAAGAAAUUGUGCGUCCAAAUGAUCCGUCUGACGUGGCAGAAAAUAUCCUGUCCGAUGCGCCUGUGGAUGCAUCUACAGUCGAAAAAGUAGGUGGAGAGCAAAACUGUGGUGAGGGAGACAAGGAUGAUAAAGGAGGCAUGGAUUUGAAGUCCGAAUCAGAUGAAACUCCGGUUGUGUUGGAAGAGUCUGUGAAUCGUGAGGAGGUGCAGCCCCAAACAACUGGGAGUGGAGAUUAGAGUGUGGUUGUUAGCCUUUUACUAGUGUUUAUGUGUAUUAAUAUAUAUGUUUGUGUGUGGAAAUCUUUUUUUUUUUUUUGGGUUGUGCUACUUAGUAUGGUAAUGCCAAUUGACUGGGUAUGGCGAAACUUGUGGGAAGCUAUUUUGUACUUAUGCCAUUUAUAUAGGCUAUUUAGAUAAUAAAAUAGGAUUGUGACAGCAGCUAAGUUUGCGUUUGACCUACUCUGAUCUUUUCACUAUAUUUACUGUUUAAUUUACCAGUUCUUACACAACCUUCUCGCCAAACCCCUCGUUCAACGUGUAGCAGUGCACGUACUCCGCAGCUAUAUAAUAGCAACACGAAAGCGCGAUUUCGUACAGAAGAAUCCUUUUUUCGGCACUAGCUGGAUU
Molecule: messenger RNA, 8708 nt
Organism: Striga asiatica
Lineage: Eukaryota; Viridiplantae; Streptophyta; Magnoliopsida; Lamiales; Orobanchaceae
Source: the annotation of a GenBank genome assembly